Lytechinus pictus (painted urchin) is the source of this 1263-nucleotide messenger RNA. RefSeq names its product cholecystokinin receptor-like. Gene Ontology annotation, cellular component: membrane. The transcript has a single exon. Gene Ontology annotation, molecular function: G protein-coupled receptor activity. NCBI's taxonomy places the organism in Eukaryota, Metazoa, Echinodermata, Echinoidea, Temnopleuroida, Toxopneustidae. The record is from RefSeq and is a predicted model, not a curated record. Gene Ontology annotation, biological process: G protein-coupled receptor signaling pathway. Bases 1 to 1263 code for a protein of 420 amino acids.
AUGGAGUCUGGUAGUACGGUCGAAUCGUCGCCGAGGCUUUUCGACAACGACUCCGUUUUACCGACGAAUAUGCAGGAAUCCAACCAAGAAACUGUUAGUUGGCCUCAAGUAUGUCAGAUCAUCAUUGGCCUCACAGGUUUGUUCGGAAACCUAACAUGUGUUGUCCUUCUUUGUCGUCGUUCCGUCCGAAACAACACCAAUCUCCUCAUCGUCAACCAAGCCGUGGUCGACGGCGUUGCAUCCACCCUGCUCAUGGCUGCCACCACGGCCGACAUCGGGGGUAUACGGACAUCGGUGAAGGCUCCAGUAGCGGAAAUUCUCUAUUGCUACUUUUGGAACUCAUUGGUGAUUGUCUUUGGAUGUUUCGCUGUGUCAACCUUCAACAUGGUGGCUUUGUCGAUAGAGCGUUAUCUUGCAGUGGUUCACCCAAUCUGGUAUUCAAGGAACUUUAAGAAGCGACUUUUAGGCUUGUUCAUAGCUUCUGUUUGGGUACUCGGUCCCGCCUUUCAAGUCUUAAAUGUAAUUUUUCACUAUGAAGCUACUGCUGACCACCAAUGUCGGUUUGUCGCCAAGCACAAAGUGAUUCUUGUUAUGCUAUUCAUCUGGGAGUACUUUUUCCCCGUCUGCGUCAUGACCUAUUCCUUUGCAGCCAUCAUCGUAAAAUUUAGGAAGCUGAAUAAAGUGGCAAUAGAACGAGGGACGGGGCAGCUCCACCUCCCCACAAUCUUGCAGAUCCCCAAGACUUCUGUAGCAGAGAGUUCAUCAGCAGCCCAUGACUCUGUAGGCACUAGCCAUGAGACCGCUGAAGUGUAUAGAGUCAAAGGAAUUGGUGAUAGUCCAAAAUCAGGUGGUGCAGAGAUGAAAAGUUCACAGUUACAAGUUCCGAAUGCAGAUUGCAAAAUGCCUCAGGAACAGCUCCCAUCGGACAAGGAAUCAGGAAGAUCAACAGGGAUGAAUAUCGCCCUCAGAGAGCGAGUUAAACCACACCAAGUAGCUGCUAGAGCAAAUCUUCAGAGACGCAAUACAACCAGAGUUCUCCUCUUCAUGUAUCUUCUCUAUCUCUUCUGCUGGUCUCCGAAUCAGUGGGCGUUCCUUUCCUAUACUCUUGGAGUAAAAAUCAAUUUCUUAUCAAAUUGGUAUAUGUUUCUUAUAUUCUUGGCUACUAUGAAUUCUUGCGUCAAUCCGUUCUUAUUUGCCCUUCGAUUGAAAGUGUACAGGCAGGAGUUAAAUGCGAUGUGCAGAAGAUGUUUCACGUUCCGUUGA